AAGUCUCUACUUUGCUCUCGCGCAGUAGCGAUACGGGAGCGGCAAUAUGCUUUACAAAGAGCGAUCAGUCCAAUAGAUUCUUUACAAAGCACAUUCAUUGUGAGCAGUGAUAGAAGAGAGGAGCGUUUGUUCUUUAUUAACAUAACAUUUCAUCCUUGAAAGAUACACAUCUUACCCAGUUUCGAUGCAGAUCUUAAACAUACUUGUUAGCAGCAUUGGGAUUACCCUUGUUUGUCUAAUCGUUUCUACGCACGGAUACAGGGCUACUACAGCGCGCGAAAUGAUUAUUCAAAACCUAUGCGUCUGUCCGUGCGGCAAUCCUAGAGGAGGAAAGUUGUACACCACGCCAAAUAUACGAUUGAAUUGGUUCGAUGCCGUGUCCUACUGCAGCUCGCUCGGAAUGUCGAUCGUUACGAUAAAGGAUACCAACGAGCGCCAAUUAUUGCAGCUUCAUCUGGACGGAGAUCGAAGAUUGACACGAUCGCAGAAAAGAAGCAAAAUACCGUACUGGAUCGGAGCGAAUAGUUUGAUCGCCGGACAGGGGCUUCGAUGGGGUCUCACUGAUCAGGAGGUGAAAGAAUCUGCUGAGUGGGCUGAUGGGGUAGCGCCGGCCAAUAAUAGAAUGGAGCCAUUCUGUGUUUAUAUACAGGGCUCUACAAUGAGUUGGGUUGCGACUUCUUGCGAUGAUGAACCGAGGCAAUUUAUUUGUGAAUAUUAGAAGAAUAAUAGGACCAAUGUAAAGCAUUAAAAAAAUAAACUCCUCAAAUGUUUCUACCGAGAAAA
Messenger RNA from Anopheles merus, 783 nucleotides. RefSeq lists its product as uncharacterized. Bases 185 to 718 code for a protein of 177 amino acids. Gene Ontology annotation, cellular component: external side of plasma membrane. Gene Ontology annotation, biological process: biological process involved in interspecies interaction between organisms. The record is from RefSeq and is a predicted model, not a curated record. Gene Ontology annotation, molecular function: carbohydrate binding. Lineage: Eukaryota; Metazoa; Arthropoda; Insecta; Diptera; Culicidae. The transcript is spliced from 3 exons.